Caenorhabditis remanei is the source of this 2124-nucleotide messenger RNA. RefSeq lists its product as uncharacterized. Bases 1 to 2124 code for a protein of 707 amino acids. Gene Ontology annotation, molecular function: ATP hydrolysis activity; ATP binding; DNA replication origin binding. The record is from RefSeq and is a predicted model, not a curated record. NCBI's taxonomy places the organism in Eukaryota, Metazoa, Nematoda, Chromadorea, Rhabditida, Rhabditidae. The transcript is spliced from 6 exons. Gene Ontology annotation, cellular component: nuclear origin of replication recognition complex. Gene Ontology annotation, biological process: DNA replication initiation; mitotic DNA replication checkpoint signaling.
AUGCCGAGUCCACCAGUGACUUCGAUAGUUGUACCAGUAACAUACGAUGACAUGUCUGACGCAAGGAACAAUACUGCGUUGGCAAUUUCUUCUGGCUCGCCAAGUCUACGUUGUGGAACCAUAGAAAUCAUCGCCUCCAGAACCUUUGGUGGCAUCGCUUCUGUCAUUGGAAUGACACUCACUGAAUCUUCUCAAAAGCUGCAGAAACGGCGGUCGACAAGAAUUUCUCAACUACCAACUAAAAAACUAGAUACAAAGAAACCGGUCCGUCAAGUCAAGCCGAAACUAAGUAGAGCUCCACAACAUCACGAAAUUUCUGAUUCAUCUUCUUCUGAAGAUGAGGAGGAAGAGUAUCAGAUGUCAAGCAAGGAUGAAGAGGCCGACGAAAAGAUGGACGCAGAAGAGUUCUCCGAAGAAAUCGGUGAAGAUUUUUCAGACAGCGAGCCAGGAGUUUCAAUGACGACAAGAAGUAACUCGAUUGGUAGUAAUAAAGAAAACAACAGGAGACGUACAAGAAGCCAAGUUUUGGUGAAACAUGGAGCAAAUGAAACUCCUUCAAAAAGGCUCGCUGAAGAGUUCAGUAAAACAUCUUUAGCAACUCCAUCGAAAAGGAAACUAUCGAAACAGUCUCAACUAACACCAAAACAACAGAAAAAUACAACUCCACGGAAGAAUAUCCAAUAUUCGAAUAUAAGAAUAAAUGGCAAAGUUUUUCCUGAUUCAAAAGAUUCAAGCGAUGAGUCGGACGCAGAGUACUCUCACGCUCCUAGCAAAACUCUACGCACUCCAAGGGAACGACUAACUGUGAAGAUACCAAAACACCUUGUCGUCAAACAGAAAAUUACUCCGGUGAUUAUAAGCAAAACUCCAGGUGGAACACUUCGUACCAGACGACGUGCCAGACAAAACAGUGAAGAAUUUAAUGAAAUUAUUGAUCCACUGGAUUCAAAGUCAGCUACCACUUUGAAAGAGUUAGCUAGUCGCUUGCAUCUUUCCAAAGUUCCUGAGAAACUACCAUGCAGAGAGAACGAGUCUCGGCACAUUGAGAAUUUUAUUCGAGAAGUGAUUGACAAAAAAAGAGGCGAAAGUUCUGCAAUGUACAUCAGCGGAGUUCCCGGUACCGGAAAAACCGCGACUGUCAGAGCGGUAGUGAAUUCAAUGAAGAAAAACAAUAAAUACCCGAAGUUUGUGUAUGUAGAAGUGAAUGCAAUGAUCUUCAAAAAGACUGUCUUUGUUGAAGUUUACAACGGAAUCCAAGAAGAGUUCGACAUUUCUAAGAAAACGCAGCGGUCUAAAAUUUCUGCAAGUUUUGCACGUCAAAAACUUAAUGCGAUAUUCAAGGAGGAGGACUCAAAGCGACCACCAAUCGUUGUAUUAAUUGAUGAACUUGAUAGUCUAUGCAAUCGCAAACAAGAUGUUCUCUACGAUAUUUUCGAAUGGACGGCCCUUCCACAAUCAAGAGUAACUAUCAUUGGAAUCGCUAACACAUUGGACUUUCCCGAGCGUAUGCUCUGCCAAAGGAAUGCUAGUCGUCUUGAUAAGCGUCGACUUGUUUUUCAGCCUUAUCAACAUGGACAAAUUCAACAAAUUGUCCGUUCACGUUUACAAGGAUCUAAUUUGAUUGAACCGAAUGCUGUCGAACUUGUUGCAAAGAAAAUUGCCGCAAAUACUGGAGAUUUGAGACAAGCUCUCGAUUUCCUGUGUCGUGCCAUCGGAAUCGCUGUUGAGAAGAAAUCGCAAAAACUAGAAAUGAGCCAUGUCUUGGCAGCUCAAAAUGCUGUUCUGGAAUCUCUAAAGUAUCGUCUCGUGAAGGGUCUUAGAAUUCACCAGUUCACUAUGUUCCGUGCUAUCGAGAGCUUGACUCGAGAAAACGAAGAGACCAUCUUCGCUGACAUUUACAAAAACUACUGUAUUAUCUGCUCCGAGGUAUCAGGACUCAAGCCAGCAUCUGAUAAUUUCGCGUAUGGAAUGCUUCUGCAACUGGCAAGUACUUCUCUAGUUGUAUUGACAAAAGGCGAUCAUGGAACAAUGAAUCGACGAGUAAAACUCGGAAUGACAACUAUGGAAGCUGAGAAAGCAAUUAAAGCAGCGACCGAACAAAACAAAUCAUAUUAUUCACUUUAG